AUGGCGUUCACUCUUACGUCCAAACAAGUUUUGGAGUUCUUGCCCUUGAACACGUGGACCGAGGUUCAUUUGCUUGAAAGUGAUUUGAAAAAUGGGUACGUAGUGACAACUAAGGAAAAAAUGGAAAAGCGAAAGAAAGACAUGGAAUCAAUUUCAUUAGCGAGUAGCUUAUAUUAUGAUAAAGUUACACAAUUUGAAACAUUCAAAAUAGUAGCUGUUGAAAUUGAAGGCAAAUGGUUCAGAGGGAAACUAAUUAGUUUCAAUGAAUUUGUAACUAACAAUACCAUGAUUCAAUUAAUUGAUUAUGGCUCUGUUUAUGAAACUAAAUUAGAAAAUCUGUUUGUCCUUCCAUAUUUUUUUUUGUAUGAACCAUUAGCUUUACCAGUUAUAUUCAAAGAUUAUAUUCCGAAGAAAACAACAUUUUCUAUAAAACCCCUUCUGUCAGAGAGUAAUCUAUAUGAAGGAGCUGUUCUUGUUGAUGUUCACUGUAAUGAUAAAAAAAUGGAAAAUUGUGUUGAUGAAAAACAGUUAUUAAAAUCAAAAAAAGACCUUAACUCUGCUAAUGAUUCAAAAAUUAUAAGUGUAAGAAAUAAUAUAACCCAUGGUCAUGAUAUUAACGAAUCAAGCUUACAUGUAUCUAGAACAUUCAGAAAAGGGAGCUUCAUUAGCAAAGAAAAACUGAACAAUGUGCCAUUAAAAAAUGAGGAUUAUUGCAUUUUGACUUAUUUUAAAGAUUUUACUUGUUUGUAUGUUGGAAAAGCUAUACAAUGUGGCAAUAAUGGCAGUUACAAUUUUGUUGAUUACGAUACUUUAUUAAACACAGCUAAGAGUAUAGAUAAAAUACUAAAGUAUAAUCCAGUUGUGGGAGACAUAGUCAAAGUUUAUUCAUCUGAAAGUGAUGGUUUAUAUAGAGCGAAAAUAUUAAAAAAUAAUAAAGGCUGUUAUGAUGUUUUCUACAUUGAUUUUGGAAACAUUGAAACAGUUUCAUCAAAUGUUAUUUAUGAAUUGACUGAUGAAUUGAAUAAGCCUGGAAUAGCUGUAAAAAUAGGACUCGGUGAAUUAAAAGAUAUUCAAACAACUGAACAAAUUGAAGAUAUGUUUCAAACAUUUUGUGACGUUGGAAAGCCAUUUAUUAUUGAGUUCAAUGAAAACUCUAAAAAUUGUCUAGAAAAUGUGAAAUUAAAAGAUAUAGAAAAUGGAUCAUAUAUUAAUUCUAAUUAUUUAAUGAAAUGUACAUCAAUACAAACUGAAGAAUCUAUUCAAAAACCAAAAAAUAUUACUGAAAACGAUACAGUGUUGAUAAACACACCAGAACUAGAAGUUAUACCAAAUAUUGAAUUGAGAACUGACGAUACCGUUUUUUGUACAAAUGGUUCAAAUAAAUGGCAAAGUGGUGAUCAUGUUGAAUUUUUAUUUGGAAAAAAUGUUGAGAAUAUUUUUGUAAGAAACAUAAAAUUAUAUGAAAAAUUUAAAAAUGUUUUGGACCAACUAAAAGGAGAAAAUAGUGAACAUUACAAACCAAUAGCCGUAAAAUCUGGCGAUUUUGUGGCAGUAUAUUCUACAAAGAAUAACGCAGGGGUGUAUAGAGCUAUGGUUUUGAUACCAGAUGACAAUACAAAUAUGGUAAAAUGUAGCUUAAUCGAUUUUGGGGAAAAUUAUUUGAUUCCAUCUAAAAAUAUAUUUGCGUUGCCAAACUAUGUUUCAUUAAACAAAAUACCAACAAUAGUUCGUAGAGUUUCCCUUACCGGUUUAAACAAUAUCUCAAAUAUUAAUAUUAAAACAUAUCUAUCUUCAUUGAAAGGAAAAAUAUAUGCUAUGAAACAUGAUAAAAAACCUGGACAAAGGAAUAGAAAUGAAGUUGUAUUAAAAGAAUUACAUAGAAGUGUGUCUCUUAAUGAUGAAAUCCAAAAGUUAUUUUAUAAUGAAUCUUCUCCUAGAGAGACUAUUCUUCAGCGGUGAAGAUUGAAAAGAAUAUCCUUCAAUGAAACUGAUUUAUAAAUGAAACACACAGCCAACUACCGUCAAUGUCCCGCCUACAUCAACGCCCUCCACUGCAAAGAAAUCAAACAAGACAUCAC
Metopolophium dirhodum (rose-grain aphid) is the source of this 2078-nucleotide messenger RNA. RefSeq lists its product as uncharacterized. The coding region runs from base 1 to 1959 and encodes 652 amino acids. Lineage: Eukaryota; Metazoa; Arthropoda; Insecta; Hemiptera; Aphididae. The transcript has 16 exons. The record is from RefSeq and is a predicted model, not a curated record.